AUGAAACUACUAUCAACCAUUUUGUCCGUUCUAUUGCUUGCUGUCUACGCCGUCGCAGACCCCACGGUCACCAGCAAGGUUUUCUUCGAUCUCAAGCAAGGUGACAAACCUCUCGGUCGUGUGGUGAUCGGUCUCUACGGGGACGUGGCCCCCAAAACCGUCAAAAACUUCUACGAACUAUCCACCAGCAAUGACGCAGCCAUGGGCUACAUCAACUCCACUUUCCACCGUAUCAUCCCUUCCUUCAUGGUCCAAGGCGGCGACUUCACCCACGGUUCGGGAAUCGGGGGUAAAUCCAUCUACGGCGCUACAUUCCCCGAUGAAUCCUUCGAGGUCAAACACGACAAACCAGGCCGCCUAUCCAUGGCCAACCGUGGCAAAAACACCAACGGCUCGCAGUUCUUUAUCACCACUGUCCCCACGCCCUGGCUAGACGGCAGACACGUCGUCUUCGGAGAGGUCCUGGAGGGCAUGUCCGUCGUUUUCGCCAUGGAGAAGGCCGCCACAGACCCCCAAGAUAGACCGCUCGUCCCGAUCCAGAUCGCAGCCUGCGGCGCACUACCAGACUCCGGAGCUGCCGCACCAAUCAGCGACGAGUUGUAG
Molecule: messenger RNA, 603 nt
Organism: Eremothecium cymbalariae DBVPG#7215
Lineage: Eukaryota; Fungi; Ascomycota; Saccharomycetes; Saccharomycetales; Saccharomycetaceae
Exons: 1
Coding region: 1-603 (200 amino acids)
Biological process (GO): protein peptidyl-prolyl isomerization; protein folding
Cellular component (GO): endoplasmic reticulum; fungal-type vacuole
Molecular function (GO): peptidyl-prolyl cis-trans isomerase activity
Source: RefSeq, a predicted model, not a curated record